Molecule: messenger RNA, 1385 nt
Organism: Leopardus geoffroyi (Geoffroy's cat)
Lineage: Eukaryota; Metazoa; Chordata; Mammalia; Carnivora; Felidae
Product: guanylate-binding protein 6-like
Exons: 6
Coding region: 537-1076 (179 amino acids)
Molecular function (GO): GTP binding; GTPase activity
Source: RefSeq, a predicted model, not a curated record
GGUUUUGUCAAUGGCCAGCUGCCAAACCUAGUCUGCUUGCGGCCCCUGGAGCCAGCAGCUCUGUGCCCUUGGUCUCAGGCAGCAGUCCCUUUGUGGACAGGCGAGCUGGGGAGAAAAUAAAGCUGUUCUGGUGCAAUUUCCUAGGGCCUAACUGCAGAGUCAUUGGGCUGCUCUCACUUGCUUCACCCUCAUACCUUCUCUGGCUCUGGCGUCUGGGUUCCAGCAGGUUUUCCCCAAAUAAUUAAAAAUAGCAUGAAGUGCUUUUACUUUCAGGUUCAGCUUUAUGCUCAUUUCCUUUCUUAACAACCUCAGUUUGUUUUCAGCUUCUGUGGGAGAAGAAAACAGCAAGGGUGAGUUAAGAGGUACCUGGAUGCUCAUUCUUGAACAGAACAGCAAUCUAUGGCUCAGGUUUGGGGAUUCUGGUGACCUUAGUGGAUGCCUUCAACAGCGGAGCGGUUCCUUCUCUGGAGAACACGGUGAUAUCUGUGUCCUAGUGUGAGGACUCAGUGGCUCUGCAGAGUGAGGUUCCCACAGAAAUGGUCGUGGCAGUACCAGACCUGGGCUAUGGAGCAGCCCCCACGGAGCAGCCCCCCCAAAAUGACGAGGAGUUAUGGAAGAAGUACAUGAGUUUAGUGCAGAUGAAGAAGGAACUAGAGGGAAGCUGCAUGAAGAAAGAUGAGCUUCUCCAUGAAGCACGAGAAGCCUUAGCAGAGGAGCAAGCCAAAAGAGAGACAGCUGAGAAGGAAAAGCGGCUUCUUGAGAAAAGGUGUAAAAUGCUGCAGCAAAAGUUAGAGACUCUAGAAACAAUUUUCCAGGAAUCCAUGGCCCAAAUGAGAGAGGAGAUAAAGAGAGAGAGAAAAAACCUUCUGAGAGGGCAGAAUGAGAGGAUUCAGAGGCUGGAGGCCCAAAUAAAAAUCAUGACUGGUAACAAGCAACAUACUGAAACUGACUGCACUCCAAAGAUAAUGGAGAACAAUGACAGAGAAGAUACUUCGCGGCCUUCGUGGUGGCCUCAAAUUUGUGAGCUGCUACAAGAGUUGAUUUUACUAAUGGUCAAGUUUUUCUCUUGUAUAUAAUUUCAGAUACCUGUGCACAGUAUUCAGACUCCUUCCAACAACCUCUAAGAUCCUCACCUUUAUGUUGCAGACUGGUUUUUCCAUGAAGUCUUGGAUUUCCUGAAUCCUCUAAAGCGUGUUGGGUGGCCCUCCUUUGUGAUCUCAUUGUACCUAUGGCAUGAUUUUGAAAACUUAAGUUACCCAUUGACUCUGUUUCACUGAUGAUACCUCACUGCUAGGGGCAAGUUUAUCUUUAUCAUUGUAAUCUUAGUUCCUAUUUGCAUGUCCAACACUUGAUCAGUAACUGCAAAAUGAUGGUUGAACACAUUC